This is a messenger RNA of Perkinsus marinus ATCC 50983, 690 nucleotides long. RefSeq lists its product as hypothetical. The transcript has 3 exons. The record is from RefSeq and is a predicted model, not a curated record. Bases 1 to 690 code for a protein of 229 amino acids. Lineage: Eukaryota; Perkinsozoa; Perkinsida; Perkinsidae.
AUGUUACUACUACCAUCUAUAACUCAACACUUCAAAGCGGCCAACCACAUCACAACAUGGUACACAAAUUAUCAAUUACUACUCAAAUCACGACCUUACCUUUCCAACACCGUCACCGCUGCUGGCCUCAUGCUCCUCGGGGACGUCCUCGCACAACGGGAAAAGAAGCUUACCACCGUCGAGGUGAAGUACGACCCGUAUCGAACUCUCGCCAUGGUCAUCAGCACCGCCCUCGUAACUCUGCCGUACGUACCCUUUAUGCGUUUCCUGGACAGAGUCUUCCCCAACACGUUCAUAGGAGCUCUUCAAAAGAGUAUACUUAACGCCUCCACGGCAGCAGUGGUGAGUAACUCGUGGAUCGUAUAUACAAGUACUACUAUGGACGCUCUCCUCAAGGGGGAAACUGUGGUCAAUGCGAAACGGCUGGGGAAAACCGCGCUCGCCCAAAGGAUUCUCGGCGUGGCCGCUGCGGAGGUGCUAUUGAUGAUCGCACUGAUAAUCUUCACCUGCGGCGCCUGGUCGAACAACGGACCGGUGCUUCAGUGGCUGACAGUCCUCAUCUUUUUCUUCUCAGUUUACAUCACCGAUUUGGUAUUUUUCCCGGUUGAUAAGAACUUCAUCCACGACCCUUUUUAUUCCACAUAUUCGAAGCUCACAGAUCCUCACUACGAGACCAACCCCUACAACUAG